Messenger RNA from Phlebotomus argentipes, 2191 nucleotides. RefSeq lists its product as uncharacterized. NCBI's taxonomy places the organism in Eukaryota, Metazoa, Arthropoda, Insecta, Diptera, Psychodidae. The coding region runs from base 116 to 2191 and encodes 691 amino acids. The transcript has 5 exons. The record is from RefSeq and is a predicted model, not a curated record.
ACCUCACUUCAGUUGCAUUUUCACCGUGUCUUGUAGUUGCGCAAAUAUAUCUGGCAUUUUCUGUGAAACAAACAGCUUUUACUGAUUGACAGAAGCCAAGGAAGGACACAGAAGGAUGGCUUCCUUAUUGGAGUCAACGAAGACGAUAGUGAAGUCCCUGCUGGUGUCCGUGGGCGGAACAACAACGGUGGAGUUGUUGGAAAAGGACUAUAUGAAUAUGGAAGAGGAGAGACUUCCCUACGGCAUGCUGGGCUUCUCAACCGCUGAGGCUUUUGUCAGAAGCCUGAAUGAUCUCGUGCGCGUUAACGGACAUGGACGAUCGGCUGUUGUGGAGCUUCUCGUGACGAAGAACUCCAAGUCACUUCAUAUACAGCAAAUGGUGAAAGCACAGAAAAAGGACAAGAAGUUCAAUGAGAAAUUCCAGCGAAGCGCUCGACAGCACAAUAGUGGGAAUUGGCAGCGCAGCCGCUACAGCACGAAUCAGAGGAAUCAGACGCAAACGACUUAUCCUCCAGCGCCUCUCUUUAAUCAGUAUACAGCAGUACAAUAUCAGUACCCGAUCCCGUUAAGUAUGAUACCGCUUCAGGCCUUGCAAAGUGUUCUAACAAGGAAUGUAUUUAGGGAUAAUUUUCCGGAAUACUCACCAACAUUUCCAUGCAACGCUUCUCAUCCCUUGUUCAGCAAUGCUCCACAGCCAACACAGCAUCCGCCGCAGUAUUCCCAGAGGCUGAUUGAGACGAGCAUUCGUCGUGAGCCUGAGAGAACAAAGACUCCGUCACCGAUCAGAACGCCUCCAAGGACUCCAUCGCCGAUCGAAAGGCCUCAGACUCCGCCAAAGACAGUGCCUCAGCUGGCGUCGCCCGCACAAGAGAGUCCAGAGCCUGUAGAGUUUGAGGAUGAAUGGGAAAUCCCUGAUGUGACGAGCAUUCGUCCUCCGCCAGGAUACACAGAGUCGUGUUUUGGCUCAAAGUCCAGCAUCGGCAGCACAGAAGACUUCUUUUCCAAAGUCACGGACAACAUUGCUAAGCUGGAGAGAUUGAGUAUCACUGAGGAUUCGGUGCACACGCAUCUGGACUCCAUCUCGCUGGAGAGCUUGACUCUGGAGGCUUCCGGGAACAUUGCGGAUCCCGCACUGCCGGACUGGGUGUACGAGACCAUGGAAAUCGUCCCGGACGGCAUGGCGAGCUACAAGGAUGAGCUGAAGAUCAAUGAGCGCACUGACAUCCUGACCAUUGGGAAGUGGUCGGAAAUCUACGUGACGGAAGUUCACAAUCCGCACAAGUUCUUCUUCCAGACUGAAAAGGAGCAGGCGGAACUCAACGCUGUCAUGGAUGAUCUCAAGUCCUUCUACUCGAGGUCAUCCAAUGACUCGCUGGAGCCGAAAUUCCACGAAUUGCGUCCAAAAUUGCCGGUGGCUGGACUGUUUGAGAAUGUCUGGCAUCGUGGUGUCACACUUUCUGAGCCAUUUCAGCUGCAGAAGCAGAAUAUGUGCAAGAUUUACUACGUGGAUUACGGCACGGUGGACAAUGUGCCGCUGGCGGGGAUUCGCUUCCUGCACAAGCGCUUCCUGGAUCAGCCACAACUGUGCCAUCGGGCCUCGAUGAGUGGCAUUCUGCCCUUGGGCGAGUCGUGGGACGUCAAAGUGACGCGAUUUCUGCUGGCGCACGUGAUUGGACGCAAGCUGUACGCCAUCGCGAAUAGCUUCUACGCCCCUGAUCGCUCGUGGCACGUUGAGCUGGUGAAUCCUGCCACAACGCCCAGCCUCAACAUCAACAUUGCCAUGAUUGAGGAGGAACAGGCGAGAUAUUACGACAGACCGGAUCUGGAGGACUACAUGGAUUAUUACAAGAAACAUCCUCCGACCUUCGAUGAACUGAUCUGUGGGCAAUAUCCGACGUAUUCCGAGCUCCUGGAAUACAACCGGCUGGGAAUUGAGUAUCAGAUUGAGUUGCGCAAAGAGUCGCGUGCCACUGAGGAAAAUGCGGAAAAUGUGUUGUAUCUCAGUGAAACGAAUCCCUUCAUUGAGAUGUUGCGGGAGAAAAAUUUCCGCGUCAUUCCGAUUCAGCGAAAUUGCUCUUCCACUCAGAAUUGUCUGGAUAGUUAUGAGAAGAAGGCAAUUCCACUGGACAAUUUGAACAUUCCAAUUGACAAGGCGCACAUCAGCACAAAUCCUUUUAUGAAUUACGACUAA